This is a messenger RNA of Capsella rubella, 1120 nucleotides long. RefSeq lists its product as uncharacterized. The record is from RefSeq and is a predicted model, not a curated record. Lineage: Eukaryota; Viridiplantae; Streptophyta; Magnoliopsida; Brassicales; Brassicaceae. The transcript has a single exon. The coding region runs from base 207 to 941 and encodes 244 amino acids.
CAAUUUCACAAAUCCAACUAACACACAAAAUAUAAAAAAUAACAUUUUCUCCAUGGCAUUAUUUAGAUUGCCGUAUCCAUUGGUGGACCAUUAAAGCAUAGAACCAACACCACCUACUUCUUUUUUUCUUUAUACAUUUAUUUUCAUCAUAUUCAUUAGCCUUGCCACUAUCCCACAAGUUUCAUCUAACUCUCUAUCCUUCCACAAUGCUCCCAUUUACCAACUACUACGUUUCUUCACCUUCCAUGUCCGAGAAGAACGUUAGCAACAACAAUGGUAACAAGAGGAGGAAGAAGAAAAAGCCGACUAUGACGGUUUAUGAUGGAGGAGGAGGAGAUGAUUUGGCGGUGGUGAAGGCGGCGGCGUGGGCUUGGUACUUAAGGAAAGAAGAUAAACCGAUGAUGAGAGAGUUUGAUAUAACUAGGGCAUCAAGAACACCUCGACCUACACGGUAUAAGAUCGAAGCGACGAAGAACUUGAUCCUCUCUGAGAAUAGGGUUUUGGCUGAGAAUAGGUUUUCUAGUAAGUCUCCUCUUUGGUAUACUAAUUACUCAUCGUUUCGUGGGGAUCAAGAAACGCAAUACUCUCGUCUUCUUGAUACUUACGAAAUCAAGAACAUCUCCAAGAGGCUUAACAUUGAUGAUACUAGCUUCUCAGUGAGUUCAAGCAAUGGUUUGUGGCACGACGGCGAUGAUCAUCAUCACAAUCAUACUAAUAAUACUACAAAUAAUGACAAGAGUUAUAAUGGUGGCUUCUUGAAAAAGGUGAGCAAGAGAAGUUUGUGGAAGGGAAUGAUUGUGAUGAGUCCAGGGUCGACGGUUUGCGGGAGAAGCGAUGACGUGGCAUCGCAGGCCGGGAGGAGAACGGUUAAGGUUGCGGCGGCGGCGGAGGCUCUGGUCAGGUCGGCAGGAAGUGGCAAGAGUCAAAGUGGUCGUCGCUAACUUUAGUAGUGGUUUCUUGGGUUGUUGAAACUUUAAAGACUUUUUAGGCUGGAUGGGACUUUCUUUUGAACAUAUUUUUUUGUUUGAUUAAAUUUUUAUAUUUUUUUAAUUCCACUUUGUGAUUUUCACCAGCUUUGUAUUUUAAACAAAUAGUAAUAAAUCAUAAGUAUAUAUGUAUA